UGAUGUUCCAAAACUGUAGCGUUGAGCACGAGAAUGUCAUAUGACAACGUUAACUUUAGUUUUUGUCAUUAGCGUAUGUAAUUUGAUCCUUUUGAGCAUCCGUAGUCCUGUGUUUACAUGUGUAGCGAACCAUGUUAGCUAGCUAUGCUAGCCGUAAGCAACACAUUACUAUUUUUGAAUGAGUGAGUGACACGUUUGUCCAGGCACAUGCUCCUUUAAGUCAGCCGGUCUGCUGUCGUAGCCAUGCUAUCGAGGUUAGAGCUAGUUAGCGAGCUAACGUUAACUUGAAUUUGACUUAUUUCAACAGGUGGCAGGCGCUAGCUAAAGUUAGCUAGCACGUAAGACUGAAUCCCAUGGCCUGAUCACAUGUUAGUAAGCUGUCUUGCGCACAAAUUCUAUAAAUAUGUAGCUAGCUAACUGGUGAAUCUCGUUUAGGUUUUCAUGCUAGGACCUCAGUUCUUUAAAUCAUUGAGAGGGAUUUGUCUGCUUCAAAGAGUGCUUGUAGCUGAAAACAUCAAUGUGCGAACUGCACAAGGUGCCUCGCGGAAUUUGAUCAAAGCUCGUCAAAACAGUUGCUACGUGUCUGUGUUACCUCAAGGUCAGGUAAACUUCAUUGAAAUGCAGCCGGUCACCGGGACUGAUUAUGCUGUCGAGCUUGAGACAAACAGCACUGAACAUGGCAACGACCACCUGCUGUCACCUGCACAUGGUGCAUCAACCGAUCCAGUUGCUGCCGAGAAGAGUCACUUGCAUUGCAAUGUGAAGGAGCUAAUUGCCCCUGAACAUGAAAUAGUGAAGAGGAUCAAGAAGAGACCCAAGAAGCCACGUGGAAGGAAACAGAAGUUUAAGUCAUCUGAAUGUUCUGACAAUCUUAUGUCCGAACUUCCAUUUGCAAGUACAGCAGUAUGGAAGGACCUCGGCUUUACCAAGCCAGAGGCCAAAUUGAAAAAUAAACGAAAGAGAGGUGCAAGUGGUCGGGUAGAAAGUGAAGAGGAUGCAGAUACAAAGAAGAAGAAGAAGGAAACACAACGCCCAAACUACUUUGUUUCAAUACCCAUCACAAAUCCCAAGAAUCACUCGAAGCAGCAGACAAGGCGAUCCAAUUUCGCCUUUGCUAUUCUUAUAUCCCUGGAACCUCUGGCCAGAUCAGUGAAGGUGUGGGGGUGGUGCAGGCCCUGGUGAUGCAGAGAGACUCCAGACUCACACGGGCUCUGGUGCCUGUGGGCAGUCUUCACAUCACGCUGCUGGUGACUCACUUGGCCAGUCAAGAGGAAGUCAACUUGGCGGUGUGUGCAGUGGACCAAAUGAAGGCAGUGCUGCGGGACCUGCUGCGGGGGCGGGAGCUCAUCCUGCCCUUCCACGGCAUCGGACACUUCAGGAAUGAGGUGGCGUUCGUAGAGCUGGCUCAGGGAGAACACCUCGCCACGCUGGCCCAGAUCACAGGGGUUGUGAGGAAAACAUUUGAGGAGAAAGGCCUCUCGUCCGGCGACGGCAAAGCGUUCAAGCCCCACCUUACCUUCAUGAAACUGUCCAAAGCUCCUAAGCUACGCAGUCAGGGUGUGAAGAAGCUGGACCCUGAGCUGUACUCUGACUACGCUCAGCAUCAUUUUGGAGACGAGAGGGUGAUCAGGCUGGACCUUUGCUCAAUGUUGAAGAAAAAGACCCCAGAUGGAUACUACCACCAAGAGGCCUCCGUUACAUUCGGUGUGAAGAGGGGUCCGGAGCCUGACGAUGAGGAGCUGGUGAGCCUGAGUAAGAGGCUGGUGGAGGACGCCGUGCUGCGGGCCGUGCAGCAGUACAUGGAUGAGACUCAGCACAACGGGGCCGCGUCAUCUGACCUGGCGCGGCCCUCAGACAACCUCAACAGUAACACUGUCAACACUACCACCACCGACACCAGCGCCAGCAGCAAGUGACCACAGACAAUUCCCCCAGGCGGCACUGAACACUAACCAGCCCAGGCAGGAACUCAGGCAGUCAGCCAGCCCAGGAGCCAAUGGGCAGUUGAGGGGUUUUACUAGACAAGGAAGGUGGGCUUUUUGGGGGCAGGACACUGAAUUGAUCGUGGAAUCCCUAUGCAGCUUUUUGUGUAUCUUUAACUCUGUCACCCACUACUCUCAGUAGUCUCCCUCCAAACAAGCCUCUGUCGUGUCUGUCUGCCCAACUGUCUGACUAGUUUUAUUGGCUGCCAAAGGUCGCCCCAACAUUCAGAGUGGAGCUGACGUGUCACAACACACACUACAGACUGAUCUGGGACCUGAGGUUAGGUUGGGCUAAACCUCGGCCCUCCGCAAGGUGCGGUCGGUGCAAAGACAAUCACCGUCUUUCUACUAAAGCUAAAACAUCACUACAAAAUGAACUGCAACUCAAAAUCUUGAGGCCAAGGGGAUUGACUAUGCAGUUAGAAAAUAUGCUGUGAACUAUGUUUACGUGAUCCUGUCUCAUCUGUGCUGUAUGUGGUUAAGACGUGAAGGGUAAAUGUAGAGUGGGUCCCAUGUCCUACCUGUGGUAAAAAAUCUGCUUUUUAAAAUCUAAUGAAUAUACACAGCCAAAAAGGUUGACCUACUGGCGAUGAGGAUCACAUUGGGUGUCUGUUAGUUUGUUUGUGUGUUUUGUUUGUCCCCUGUAGAAGAGGCUGGUUGAUGCAGCAGACCUGGUUGGGAAGCCCCUUCACACACAGAACCAGUGUCCGUCUCAGAAACUACAGGACAUAAAGGAGCUUUUAUCUCAGCCAGCUGUCCAGGCUAGCAUCCGCCGGAAGAUCUCUGGAGGACAGGGUCCAUCUGCAUCUGACUGACUGAACACUCCCAGUGCCCGCCUCCAGGGCGGCGACAGCACCAAGGAACUUCGCAUACUGUAAGAGUAGGUUACUGUACUAGACAGGAGAGAGACACCACAGUACAAACACAACAGAAAGUACAUCCAGUUGUCAUAGUGGAAGGUUUUUUUGUAUGAUAAUAUUAUUUACAUUACUACAAAAAAAAUAUGUUUGUAAUUUUGAAAUGAGUAGGAAAAAAAUAGUUGGCUGAAAAAAGGACAACUGAUGAAUUUCAGUUUUUAUUUUACAUGCUGUUAGCGGAGUAGAUGCUUAAAUUACCACAUCCGAACUGGCCUUAAUGAUGACUGAAGUGAAGUAGACCUUGAUUUAUUAUUACCUUGCUCUUGGAGGCUUGUGUUUUGUUUAUGUCUAUAUUCAGCUUUUGCAUAAAUUCACCAGAACCUUAACAUAUGCUUUGUGUCACAGAUGUGUCAUGGGAUGCUACAGCGUUGUCUGCUGCCUUGCUUAUGGUCUCCACAGUCUAAAGGUUGUUCUAUGUACCAGGUUUGCUAGAUGUCAACGACAGUUUUGUGUGUCAUGUCUAGCCACAAUGAACAAUAAAAAAUAAAAAUAAAUCAGGAUAUGAAAAUCGAU
Messenger RNA from Oncorhynchus mykiss (rainbow trout), 3412 nucleotides. NCBI's taxonomy places the organism in Eukaryota, Metazoa, Chordata, Actinopteri, Salmoniformes, Salmonidae. The record is from RefSeq and is a predicted model, not a curated record.